AUGUGGCGAGCAGGACUUUUAAGUAUUUUACCCAAAGUUUGGGAAUACAUUGAGAAGGUUGGUCGUGAUGUAGAAGAAAACAAGAAAGCUUGGGUCUACUUUAAAAAUAGUUGGGAGUCAUAUCUUGAACUACCGGGAUUAACAAAUGGAACCAUUGAACCAAAGUUUCCAGUGACAUAUAACAUACCUGAACGUGAUGCUUUUUAUAAAUCUGUCAGUUAUGCAGGUUGGGGCGGGUCCACUGGUCAUGAUGCACCAAUGAUUGCUUACGAUACUUUGAUGAUGGCAAAAGAUUCCUGGUUUCAAUUGUGUUCUUGUUCUAUGUUUCAUGGUGGAGAUAGUGACAGUACAGGAAUAUUGGCUGCAGCAUGGUGGGGUGGUAUGUAUGGUAUGAAAGGUGUACCCGUUGGAAAUUAUGGUAUCCUGGAAUAUGGUCAUUGGCUUAUGGAGCUUGGUAAAAAAUACUGA
This is a messenger RNA of Xenia sp. Carnegie-2017, 468 nucleotides long. Its product is annotated as protein ADP-ribosylarginine hydrolase-like. Bases 1 to 468 code for a protein of 155 amino acids. Lineage: Eukaryota; Metazoa; Cnidaria; Anthozoa; Malacalcyonacea; Xeniidae. The record is from RefSeq and is a predicted model, not a curated record. The transcript has 2 exons.